UGACGGUGCUAGUACAAUGCUCAGAUGUCGAACUGGUGUUGCUGCUCAGCUUAAAAAAUAUAAUCCUUACCUUACAGAAAAUCAUUGCAUAGCAUAUCGAUUACAUCUUGCUAGCCAAGAUGCUGCAGAACAAGUUCUAUAUUUUAAAAAAUAUGAUGCAUUAGUUAAAGAAAUUUAUUUAUAUUUUAUACAAAAUACUUUAGAAGAACCAGAGCUUGUAUUAUUAAAUAUUGUAUCUACUCAUUGGCUCUCAUUCUCAAAUGUUAUUCAUAAUUUUUAUAGAAGUUUAAAAUCAGUUAAAGAAGCUUUAUUAGAAGAGUUAACAACUAAUCAGCAGGCUGCCUCUUUAUUAACGGAUAUUGAUCAAGAAUUUGAAAUCAUAACAAUGUUUUUAGCUGACUAUUUUUUUAUUAUGGAAAAAUUAAUAUGCAUUUUUCAAUCAGAUUAUAUUUCAUUUACUGAUAUUCAACAAUAUAUUACUAUGACGAUUGAUGCAAUUAGGGCUCAAUUUAUUGGCAAUAAUGAAGUCUUACUUACUUAUGGUCCAAAUUUACUUGAAUAUAUGGCAAAAAAUAAUUUAAAUCUUGAUCAACUUCCAAUAUUUAUUUUUGAAUUCGCGUUAGCAACUAUUGAAAGUCUUAAUAAUCGUUUUCCAAAUAGAGAACUAUUUGAUGCAUUAAAAAUAUUUGAUCCUGAACAAUUACCAAACUUAGAUAAUGAAUUAUCUAAUUAUAGUAAUGAAAAAAUUAAAUUUCUUGGUGAUUUUUAUAGAUUAGAAAAAAUAGUUGAGGAUAAAAAGUUUAAACCACCACUUAGCAAACAACUAUUAAUUAACGAAUGGGGAUUAGUUAAAUUUUUUCUUAAGAAUUAUCGAUCAGUUAAAUUUGUUAAUGCUUGGAAUCUUAUUUUUACAAAAACUUCUUUUCUUUUAGAUUUUCCUGCUACCUUAACUUUAAUUCAGAUUUCUUUAAUCAUUUCUGUUUCAAAUGCUGCAGUCAAAAGAGUUUUUUCUCGACAAAAUCUUAUAAAAACCCGACUUCAUAAUCAAAUGAGUAUUGAUACACUUAAUGAUCAUUUGAAG
Messenger RNA from Cetraspora pellucida, 1081 nucleotides. The record is from the annotation of a GenBank genome assembly. Lineage: Eukaryota; Fungi; Glomeromycota; Glomeromycetes; Diversisporales; Gigasporaceae.